CUUUCAAACUUUUAAACAUGGCUUCACGAAGCUUUAACCCUCAUCCCGAGCUAUCUCCGUUAUGCCAGAGAUUAUGGGAUGCUGAUGAAAAUCGUCUUGAACCAGGAAUUGAUUACAAAAUUGAUCCACAAGGCAGAACCCACUACCAUUCACGCGAUGAGCGUGCCAGGGAUCCUCUCUUUACUUUUGUUAAACCAGAAGUUUUCCAGCGUAUCACAUUUAAGAGAUUCAUAGCUUUACUGGACAACUAUGAAAGUGAAGGUGGACAGGGAGAAGUAGUAACAGAACAUGAAAUUAAAGAAAACCAGUGUUUCAUUGAUGCUAUUAUGGAAACUAAGCCAAUGAAAAUUGCCCAUGAAUUCUUGGCUUCCAAGAAUCUCAUGCCAAAAGAUAGAGGACAAUUUAAAAGGCAGCUUUACAAGAUUUGGUUUCAGUUGUUCCGAAGAACAAAGGGAGUAAGGGAAUUAGACUCUUCUGGAUUUGAGCAUGUCUUUGUGGGUGAGACGAGAAACAAGGCAGAGGUGAUUGGAUUCCACAACUGGAUACAGUUCUACUUACAAGAGAAACGAGGCUUUGUUGACUACAAAGGGUUUUUCCCCAGUCGGAGGAAGCGACACGUUAGCAGUGAAGAGCAGAGUAAAAACCAGCUAAUCACAAUUCAGUUUAAUUGGAAGGGUGAUGUGAAGCCAAUUGGCAGUAGUUUCAUUGGCACCAGUCCUGAAUUCGAGAUGGCAUUGUACACUGUCUGUUACUUAGCAGGAGAAGGAAAAGAUGUGCAAGUGGAGAUUGAUGAUUAUGAUGUUACCAUCAAAGCACAUCACAUGGGACCAUAUAUGGGAAGCUGUUAUCCACAAUGUUGACAAUACUGACACUUGCAUUACUUGGUUGCUAUGAAUUUAAUCAAUUUGAAAUAAGUGUAUCAAAAAAUUGUGGCACAAUAUUCAAUGUUCAACAAUUCUGUUACAAAUAAUAAUUGUGGGAAAAUUUUAAGGGUCUAAUUUUAUAGCAAUUGUAACAAUCUAUAAUAUAUUCCAAGAAUUUUAUUAAAGCAAUUCAGUGGCAUAUUAUUUUUAACAAACUGUACUUGUAAAUCACCUUUUGAUGGUAAAAUAACUAGGAGUACAAAUGUAGAGCGUGUUUCUAUAUCUUUCAUUUGUAUUUGGUAUCCAGGAGAUAAGGUAUUAAACAAAAAACUUAAUACA
Molecule: messenger RNA, 1202 nt
Organism: Stylophora pistillata
Lineage: Eukaryota; Metazoa; Cnidaria; Anthozoa; Scleractinia; Pocilloporidae
Product: uridylate-specific endoribonuclease B
Molecular function (GO): RNA endonuclease activity
Source: RefSeq, a predicted model, not a curated record